This is a messenger RNA of Wasmannia auropunctata (little fire ant), 3566 nucleotides long. Its product is annotated as probable RNA-binding protein 19. Gene Ontology annotation, molecular function: mRNA binding. Gene Ontology annotation, cellular component: nucleus; cytoplasm. Bases 854 to 3511 code for a protein of 885 amino acids. Lineage: Eukaryota; Metazoa; Arthropoda; Insecta; Hymenoptera; Formicidae. The transcript is spliced from 11 exons. The record is from RefSeq and is a predicted model, not a curated record.
AUGUUUUUUUUUACAAGUACAUAUUUAAAAAAAACUAAAUUGAUAUUGGCUAUAUUAUCAGCUUUAGGAAAACGAAGAGCUGCAAUAAGAAAAAAAAUAGACAUCUUAGCUUCAGACAAGAGUUGUACAUUAUAUCGUUUCGUUUAUGUGUAAUUUAUAUACAUUAUUUUGUUUAUAUGGAUGAUGCAACGAAAAUAUAUUUUAAACAUUUUCUUUAUGUAAUGAAUAAUGUCACCAUGCCGAUCAUUUCAUUGUUAUCAGUUGUUCGAAAUUUUAACAUUUUGAUAUUGUUAUAUAAAGCUAGUUUCCAUCUAUUUAGGUUGCUAUAUAUAUAAUAGGAGCUAAACGAUGUCAAGAUAAACUUAUUUAUCCAAGUACAGUGAUAUAAAUUGUUUCUAUUUUGACUAUAAGAUAUUUCUAUUUCACUGUUUUAACAUAUAUAUUAUGCAUCAUAAUUUUUCAAUCUUUGUUUAAUUGUGCCUGCAUUUCUAGAAAUGUUUUUAUUCUCUAAUAUAAAAUCCUGAAUUAGACGCGAUAUAGCUGUUCAAUAUGCAUGUAAAGUACGUAUGUAUACUAUGUGAGUGAAUUUCAAAAGCGUUUCUAAAACGCGGGUAGCUCUCUCUCUCUCUCUCUUUUUCUCUCUCUCUGCUUCUCCAGAAUCUGCUUCUUCUCCAAUGAAUGAAACGCGGUCACGUGUUUAAGAAACAUAACCUAUGUUUCCACGUGCCUCGCGCUUACGAUACUUUUCCACGCAAUAUUUAAAAUUGCAUGUAUAAAUGAAUAUACAAUUUCUAUUUUUGAAUAUAAAUAAGAUCGUUCAUUUCUAGACACGGAAAAUUAUCAAUAAGACAAGAUGUCUCGUUUAAUAGUAAAAAAUUUGCCAAAAAAUAUCACGGACACCAAAUUGAAAGAAUUAUUCAGUGAGAAGGGUAUUGUGACCGAUGUCCAGUUGAAGUACAAGGAUGGCAAGUUUCGACGAUUUGCAUUUAUUGGUUACAAAUCAGAGGAACAAGCAAAAUUGGCGCAAUCCUAUUUUGAUCAAACAUUCAUCGAUACUUGUAAAAUAUCUGUCGAGCAAUGUGCAAAUUUAGGUGAUCCUUCCAAGCCAAGAUCAUGGAGCAAAUAUGCAAAUGACAGUUCUUAUAACAAAAAGAUUAAUGAGGCAUCUGCUAAGUCAAAGGAAAAAUCGAUAGACUCGACAGAAACGAAUGAUGUAGAGGAAAUUAAGGAUAAAAGUGACAAAAAGAAGAAAAAGAAAAAGGCAGACAGAAAGGAGAAUGACGAAGUUAAGAAAGCACUCGAAAAGCACAAGGAUGAUCCUUUAUUUAUGGACUUUCUUGAAACGCAUACUAGUAAAGAUGCAAAAGUAAUUUGGAAAAAUAAUAUUGAUGUAUCAGCGAAAGAAGAAACUAUGGAGGAGUCUGAUGAUGAGUCUGAAAACGAGGAAGAUGACGAGAAAAAAAGUACAGGAAAAAUAACACUUUCAAGUGGAAAAGACGAACCUGAUUGGCUACGUCAGAGUGGAAUAAAAUCUCUGAUGAAAGAUGUACCAAAGCAUGGUCCAUUGACAUUUUAUACUGUAAAAUUACGAGGACUGGGAUACAAUCAUGUAAAAAAACACAUUAAGCAAUUCUUUCGUCCUAUAAAACCGAAAUCUAUACGAGUACCACCUAAAAUUAAAGGUAUAGCUUACGUGGGAUUCAAAACAGAGCAAGCCAUGAAGAAGGCUCUUAUGAAGAAUAAGAGUUUUCUAGAAGGAAAACAAAUAUUUGUAUCGAAAUAUGAACAAAAAGAGGCAGUCGAAUCUGACAAGGGCUCAUCUAAUAUUAAAUGGAAGAAACAAGAGGAGGCUUUAAAGAACGAAGAGAGUAUAGCGGAAUCUGGAAAGAUGUUUAUCAGAAAUCUGACAUAUACAACUACGGAAGAUGACAUCAGAAAACUAUUUGAGAAGUAUGGUCUUCUGUCUGAAGUGGAUUUACCUGUGGAUAAAGUAACUAGGAAACCGAAAGGUUUUGGCACAGUGACGUUCCUGAUGCCAGAACAUGCUGUAAAAGCUUACAGCGAACUAGACGGUUCGGUAUUAGAUGGCAGAAUGUUACAUAUUCUGCCCGGAAAGGCGAAAGCUUCCUUGGAGGAUAUCAAUACUGAAAAUUUAACUUAUAAACAAAAGAAAGAACUGCAGACUAAGGCGGCAGCGGGUUCGUCGCACAAUUGGAAUACGCUGUUUCUUGGACAGAACGCCGUGGCGGACGCUGUUGCGAGUCGUUACAACACGACGAAGGAGAAGUUGUUGGAAGAUGGAUCGAAUGGAAUGAGCGCCGCGGUCAAACUAGCGUUAGGAGAAACCCAAUUGACUCAGGAUACAAAAGCGUUUUUGGAGGAGAAUGGCGUGUGCUUGGAUGCUUUUAAUGAGGCGCCCAAAAAGAGGUCGAGUAGCAUAAUUUUAGUGAAGAAUUUGCCGGCUGAGACGAAACCGAGGGAACUACGAGAGAUGUUUGCCAAACAUGGAGAGCUCGCGCGUAUCGUAAUGCCACCGGCGGGCAUAACAGCGCUGGUCGAAUUUCUAGAGCCAUCCGAAGCACGCAAGGCUUUCCGUGCAUUAGCUUACACGAAAUAUAAGCAUUUACCAUUGUAUCUAGAGUGGGCGCCGGAUAACAGUUUCUCCACGCCUGCAUCUAAAACUAAGGUAACUAAAAGUAAAACGGCCACAAAAAAAUCCACAGAUUUGGAAGAAGUUAAGGAUGAAACAACGAUAAAAGAAUCUAAAGAAAAUGAGAGUAAUACACACAGAAAGGAGGACGACGAACCACCCGAACCGGAUACAACACUUUUCGUAAAAAAUAUCAAUUUUUCAACUACGGAGGAACAGUUGAAAGAUUACUUUGGUAAAUGUGGUCCUCUUCAUUACGUCACAAUAGCAACUAAAAAGGAUCCGAAAAAUCCUGCACAAAAAUUGUCUAUGGGAUACGGAUUCGUAAGGUACAAGAGAAAACACGACGCGGAUCGUGCGUUAAAAACGUUGCAGAUGUCAGUACUCGAUGGGAAAAGUUUGGAAUUGAAACGAUCUGAGAGAACGCUAAUGUCCGAUGUCAAAACAGCGAGAAAGAAGACCAAGAUUACCGAACAAACCGGCACUAAAAUUUUAGUACGAAACAUACCCUUCCAAGCAACCGCCCAGGAAAUGACAGAGUUGUUCAAAUCGUAUGGUGAGUUGAAGGCCGUACGACUACCGAAAAAACUGGUCGGCACUGAGAAGCACAGAGGAUUCGCCUUCAUCGAGUAUUAUACUAAGACAGAUGCAAAGAAAGCAUUUAACGCACUUGGUCAAAGUACUCAUUUGUACGGUCGAAGAUUAGUGCUUGAAUGGGCACAGGCGGAGGAAGGCAUUGAGGAAAUUAGAAAACGUACUGCGAAGCAUUUCUACCAUGAGAGUUCAACGAAAAAGUUUAAAAAGUCCAGGUUAGAUCCCGAAAGUGUUGGUCUCGAAUUAAACUCGACUCAAGAAAUGUAAUUUAUCAAUUAUUUAUAAGUUAUAUAAUAAAAAUAAAAUAAAAAUUCACAAAUUA